GCCGCAUCAGAGGAAACUCUCUCUCUUACUACUACUUUCAACACUAGUCUUGGAUUUACUUUGACGUUUUGUAAAUUUGUUGAGUAACUUGAGUUUGCAAUUUCUUUUAUCCAGUUACAACAAGGUAACAUACAGCCCUACAGGAGAUGAAUGUCCUACGCCAGAGAUUUCACGUGUUCUAUCCUCAAACAACAGUGCGAAGGGGCUUAAGAGGACAUCCCCGAAGGCAUGGUGAGUUUGAAAAACCCAUCAGUCCUGUAUCAAGUCCUGUCAAUAUCCCAAUAUUGCAAGCACCACUGACAGAGGAGGAAAUGAAGCGUUUAUCAAGAGGUGGUCCAGAGCAUAGAAGUGUGGAGGAAAAAGCACAGCCAAAGAAAAAACGUGAAUCUUUACAGGAGAAAGUUUCGCCUAAUUUGAAUCGUCCAAUGUCAGAGCCAGUCACAGCAGAAAAUCAGUAUGAAAGACUUGCACAAGUGGUUACACCGUUGUACCAGGUGCCGUAUGGUCAGCAGUUGAAGAUGAAACAGAGUAAAGUCCAUGAGAUCCAUGAGAUAAAACUGACAUUGUUCACUGUGAAAAUGCAUUUACACAUAUAUCUUACAUCUGAAAAGCAUGGUGAGUUUGAAAAACCCAUCAGUCCUGUAUCAAGUCCUGUCAAUAUCCCAAUAUUGCAAGCACCACUGACAGAGGAGGAAAUGAAGCGUUUAUCAAGAGGUGGUCCAGAGCAUAGAAGUGUGGAGGAAAAAGCACAGCCAAAGAAAAAACGUUUGAAUCUUUUACAGGAGAAAAGUUUCGCCUAA
Messenger RNA from Macrobrachium nipponense, 800 nucleotides. RefSeq lists its product as uncharacterized. The record is from RefSeq and is a predicted model, not a curated record. The coding region runs from base 147 to 800 and encodes 217 amino acids. NCBI's taxonomy places the organism in Eukaryota, Metazoa, Arthropoda, Malacostraca, Decapoda, Palaemonidae. The transcript has 7 exons.